ACCGCCAAAGACAAAAAACAGCGUCAGAAACAGGAGAGCGGCAGCGCGAGCGGAGUGACGUGGAAUAAAUCAAUAAAUAUAAAAAAUAUUUUAUCAAUAAUCAUCAGCACGCGCGGCGAUGGAGGGUCUGAAGCGCUCGCGGGAGGAGAAGGACUGUGUCACCCCAGAGAAAAAGCGCUCGCGCGGCGGAGAUACGAGCCUGCAGCACGAGCUCACCGAAAACAGCGUCCAGCCGGAGUCCUGCAGCCUGACCGACCUGCAGCUGAAGACCCUCGGGAUCCAGUCCCCCGAGUCCAGACGCCAGCUCCUCCACUGCCUCCAGAAGUGCUGGCAGCUUUCCAACGAACCCAUGAAGGUUUUUAACGACCCGAUCCACGGCCACAUCGAGCUCCACCCCCUGCUGGUGAGGAUUAUAGACACACCUCAGUUCCAGAGGCUGAGGAACAUUAAGCAGCUGGGAGGAACUUACCUCGUGUUUCCUGGAGCUUCACACAAUCGCUUCGAGCACUCCAUCGGGGUCGGGUAUUUGGCGGGAUGUCUGGUUCAGGCUCUGAACGACAGACAGCCGGAGCUUCUGAUCAACAAGAGAGACCAACUCUGUGUUCAAAUCGCCGGACUGUGCCACGACCUAGGACACGGUCCGUUUUCUCACAUGUUUGAUGGGAUGUUUAUACCAGCCGUCCGACCCGAGAUCAAAUGGAAGCAUGAGAGUGCGUCUGUACAGAUGUUUGAUCACCUGGUUCAGGUGAAUGGUCUGGAGUCGGUGAUGGUGAGAUACGGCCUGGUUCUGCCGGAGGAUCUGAUCUUCAUUAAGGAGCAAAUCGCCGGACCGCUGGAGAGCCUGACCUCGGGCAGCUCGUGGCCAUAUAAAGGCAGAGCGGAGGAGAAGUCGUAUCUGUACGAGAUCGUAGCGAAUAAAAAAAACGGAAUCGAUGUGGACAAGUGGGAUUAUUUCGCCAGAGACUGUUAUCACCUCGGCAUCCAGAACAACUUCGACUACCGCCGGUUCCUGAAGUUCGCCAGAGUCUGUGAGGUGAAAGGGCAGAAGCACAUCUGCACCAGAGAUAAGGAAGUGGGAAAUUUAUACGACAUGUUUCAUACGAGGAAUUGCCUCCACCGCCGGGCGUACCAGCACAAAGUGGGAAACAUCACCGAGGUCAUGAUAACAGAAGCGUUGGUAAAAGCUGAUCCGUACGUUUUGAUUGGUGGAUCUUCAGGGAAGAUGUUCCGGAUUUCUCAGGCGAUCGAGGACAUGGAGGCGUACACCAAACUCACUGAUCACGUGUUUGAGCAGAUCCUGUACUCGUCUGAUCCGAACCUAUCAGAGGCUCAGAGGAUCCUGCAGAACAUCGUCUGCCGGCGGCUCUAUAAGUGUGUAGGUCAGACCACGCCCGAGUCCCACCUUAACGUUUCACAGGAGAUGCUGCUGGCCUGGUCCGGUGAGAUCGCCGCCUCUAAACCCAGAGGAACCGAAGUGGAUCUGAAAGCUGAGGAUUUUGUUAUCAGUGUGAUUUAUAUGGAUUACGGAAUGAAGGAGAAGAACCCGAUUAAUAACGUUCACUUUUACUGCAAGAACGACCCGAACAAAGCCAUCCGAAUCCGCAAGAACCAGGUCUCUAAGCUGCUGCCGGAGCGUUUUGCGGAGCAGCUGAUCCGGGUUUACUGUAAGCAGACGGAUGAAAAGAGUCUGGAAGCGGCGAAGAAGUAUUUUGUUCAGUGGUGCAUCACCAGGAACUUCUCCAAACCUCAGGAUGGUGAUGUCACAGCACCAGAACUCACCCCGUUAAAGCGCGACUGGCAGAGCGACGACGACGACAGCGACGACUGUGAGCGUCACCGAGCGAGCGGCAGCCGGGCGCCAGUCAACGGGGGACAGAGUGUAAAAACCAAUCUGUUUAACGCUCAGAGAGACAAGCAGCGCUAAACCACAGCGCCCCCUACUGAGCCAGUCUGCAUUCUGCGCCUCCACCACCGGAGGGCAGUAGUGCUGUUUAUUACCAGUGUUAGAAAAUGCUGCCUUUACCGUAAACACAUCCCGAAUCACACAUUAAAUACACCAGGAUUAAAUUCAACAUUCAGUGUUAAAUUAACUCUAAAUGAGCUGAUUUAACUGUAUUUACUGUGUUUUUCUGUCUGUAGUGAACAGUCUGCAGGGUUUAAUAACUGACCUCCGGCUGCAGCACAUAGAGAUUAAAAUCCACCUUUUAUUUUAAAUACUUUAGCUUUUUAUCUGAAAUCUUUAUUUAUUUUCAGUUUCAGAUUGUUGUGUGUUUAAUUUGGGAAUAUUACCAAUCUGAUCAUGUUUCUCAUGGAGUAAAUGUGUCGGUGCUGCAGUUAUACAUAUCUUUAUUUCAUUUUCUUUUUUUUUUUAUACAGUAUUCACAGUGAAUUCACUUUCUCUACAGACACACUUCUGCACAGUUUAAUACAAAACUGCUGUUUAUUUAUUCAGUUUAACAGCUAAACAAACGCUAAAAUAUUAAAUGUGCAAAAUCUGUCAUAUGUUUAAUUUUCUCUGUUAAAUUCUGUAAAUAAACAGAAAUUGCAUAAAAUGUGCAGAAUUUUUUAAAAGAAAUUCUUAUUUUACUCAAACAGAAAAACUCCAACCAGCCACUUCAUUACAACCACCUUCUUAUUUCUACACCUGUCAUCCAUCAUGUUUUCAGCUCCACUGAUCUUAUAUUUCACUCUGUAUUUGUAUAAUAUAAUAAUUCCGGACUGUGUUUGUGUUUCUCUGUAUAUUUUAUUAUUUUCCUCCUGAUUUUCACCAGUUCUUCAAAACUCAGAACCCACAGCAUAGAAAACCACCACAGAGUUACAGCUGUAUUAUUAUUAUUAUUAUUAUUAUUAUUAUUAUUAUUAUUAUUAUUAUUAUUUGGGUGGGAGGUUAUUCUCAGCACUGCAGAGUUUAGGUUUGGACUGGGUUUAGGACUGCGUUUAGGACUGGGUUUAGGACUGGGUUUAGGACUGGGUUUGGACUGUGUUUAGGACUGGGUUAAGGACUGUGUUAGGACAGGGUUAAGGACUGGGUUUAGGACUGGGUUUGGACUGUGUUAAGACUGGGUUUAGGACUGGGUUUAGGACUGGGUUAAGGACUGUUAAGACUGGGUUUAGGACUGGGUUUGGACUGGGUUUAGGACUGGGUUUAGGACUGGGUUAAGGACUGUGUUAAGACAGGGUUAAGGACUGGGUUAAGACUGGGUUUAGGACUGGGUUUAGGACUGGGUUAAGGACUGGGUUUAGGACUGGGUUUAGGACUGGGUUAAGGGCUGGGUUAAGGACUGGGUUUGGACAGGGUUAAGGACGGUUUAGGACUGGGUUUAGGACUGGGUAUAGGACUGGGUUUAGGACUGGGUUAAGGACUGGGUUAAGGACUGGGUUUAGGACUGGGUUUAGGACUGGGUUUAGGACUGGGUUAAGGACUGGGUUUAGGACUGGGUUUAGGACUGGGUUAAGGGCUGGGUUAAGGACUGGGUUUGGACAGGGUUAAGGACGGUUUAGGACUGGGUUUAGGACUGGGUUAAGGACUGGGUUAAGGACUGGGUUUAGGACUGGGUAUAGGACUGGGUUUAGGACUGGGUUAAGGACUGGGUAUAGGACUGGGUUUGGACAGGGUUAAGGGCUGGGUUAAGGACUGGGUUUGGACAGGGUUAAGGACUGGGUUAAGGACUGGGUUAAGGACUGGGUUUGGACAGGGUUAAGGACGGUUUAGGACUGGGUUAAGGACUGGGUUAAGGACUGGGUAUAGGACUGGGUUUGGACAGGGUUAAGGACUGGGUUAAGGACUGGGUUAAGGACUGGGUUUGGACAGGGUUAAGGACUGGAUUUAGAUCGAGCGAGCGUCACACUGAGCUCUCUCUCACUCCAUCUUACUUUUCACACCAAGAUUUUUCUGAUAAUUGCAUGAAUUUCUGUCAAUGUUUUUAUUGUGUUCAUUUUGUAAUUGUUAAAGAACAUCAUUAUUUGGCAGAAAUUAGCUUCUGUAUUUUAUCUCUAUAUUAUUUUAAUUGUUUAUGUGAGUGUUUAUAAUUCUAUACUCCUGUUUGAGUUUUUCUUUAUUUUAUUCUGUUGCUUUAUUGUUGUUUUUUCUGUCUGUUACUGCAGGGAUGAGCGAUUGUAUCAGAAUCAUAUAAUUACUGAGGGAAACCUGCCAAAAUAAAAGCCCUGUCCCUCUGCUGCUGUUGGUUUCGAGAGUUUGCACUGUUUUGUAGGUUACAGGAAGUGGUUUGCAGUGUUUAUUUAUUUUGUUGAUGUUGGUGGUGAUUAUUAAUGCGGUGGAUUAUGAAUAAAGCAGACUUUGGCUACCA
Astyanax mexicanus (Mexican tetra) is the source of this 4307-nucleotide messenger RNA. It is a transcript of the gene samhd1a, whose product is annotated as SAM domain and HD domain 1. The transcript is spliced from 16 exons. Gene Ontology annotation, molecular function: dGTPase activity. Lineage: Eukaryota; Metazoa; Chordata; Actinopteri; Characiformes; Acestrorhamphidae. Gene Ontology annotation, biological process: regulation of innate immune response; defense response to virus; dGTP catabolic process. Bases 119 to 1924 code for a protein of 601 amino acids. The record is from RefSeq and is a predicted model, not a curated record. Gene Ontology annotation, cellular component: nucleus.